AUGGAGACGCAAGAUCAAAGCCUUUCGCAUCUGCGAGAGCAGUUUGCAUUAUACAAACAUAUCCAGAUCUACCAUUGGCUUGCAGACACCUGGAAUUGGAAUGAAAUAGCUAAAUUGUUCUCGGAGGAUACUGAGUACGAGUUUGAAACUGCUGAGAGUGGAGAAAGUUGGGCUGGUGGAGUCCAGCUCCAGAACCAAACCAUAAGAGGGCCCGAUGCUGUAGUCACGACGUUUGAUGGACUGGUGAAGGCAUUCAAGAAGGUACAACAUGUCAUCGUCAACACAAACUUCGACAUCAGUGGCGCGACCGCAACUGGAACGGCAAAUAUUGUGUUUUGGGGUGUUCCAGACCCGACCAAGCCCCAUCUCCACUACACUAUCGCCCCGCAGGGAGCACUUGGAAGACCGCUUACACCAAAGUGGAAAAGAUUUGGGAGCAUUCAACGCUUGGUUCAUAAGCUGGGGAGCAUGAGGGGCUACUUCAGUGUUAUGGGACUGGGGUUCCGAUCGGAAAACAAUGCCCGAUAA
Cladophialophora bantiana CBS 173.52 is the source of this 528-nucleotide messenger RNA. RefSeq lists its product as uncharacterized. The record is from RefSeq and is a predicted model, not a curated record. Lineage: Eukaryota; Fungi; Ascomycota; Eurotiomycetes; Chaetothyriales; Herpotrichiellaceae. Bases 1 to 528 code for a protein of 175 amino acids. The transcript is spliced from 2 exons.